Molecule: messenger RNA, 519 nt
Organism: Quercus lobata
Lineage: Eukaryota; Viridiplantae; Streptophyta; Magnoliopsida; Fagales; Fagaceae
Product: ejaculatory bulb-specific protein 1-like
Exons: 2
Coding region: 1-519 (172 amino acids)
Source: RefSeq, a predicted model, not a curated record
AUGGAAACCCCUGGACCUAAUCCUGGUGGUCCUAAUCCUGGAGGACCUAAUCCUAAUGGCCCUAAUCCUAGCGAACCUAAUCCUGGCGGAUCAUAUCUUGGUGGAUCAUUUGGCUUUGGUCUUGGAGGAGGCAAUCCUAGUCUUGGAGGACCCAAUCCUGGCAGGCCUAAUCCUAGUAGAUCGUAUGGCUUUGGUCCUAAAGGAGGUAAUCCUGGUUCUGGAGGAAUCCCAACCCUUGGUGGGCCUAAUCUUGAAGGACCCAAUCCUGGGGGGCCUAAUCCUAGCGGAUCUAGUCCUAGCAGGCCUAAUCCUGGCAGAUCGUAUGGCUUUGGUCCUGGAGGAGGCAUUCCUGGUUCUAGAGGAAUCCCAAACCCUGGUGGACCCAACCCUGGUGGGCCUAAUCCUGGAGAACCCAAUCCUGGUGGACCUAGUCCUAGUGGACCUAGUCCUGGUGGAUCAUAUGUCUUUGGUCCUAGAGGAGGCAUUUCUGGUUCUAAAGGAAUCCCAAAAUCCUGGUGA